AUGGGAGUACCGGCAUACACCGCCGGCUCCCUUCCCGGACCCCAAAGGCCCUCGAGAAAGACUGCCCUGCUAGCGGAGACCCGAAGCCUCACUAAGGACAAACACAGCUGGACCCAGGUAAAACAUACUGGGGGCGCUGCAGUGCGAAGGCGGCGCGGAAAUCAAACUCGCCGUACGGCCGUGAAACAGCCUGGGAGAGGUGCGGACCACCCCAUUCGCAUCAACAAACGGCGGACCACAGGGCUCACCAUGGGGGCCGCGAUAGCACAACUCCACAAGCACAGACUCAGCCUACAGACACACAGUCAGGCAGGGCCCUCUAUCAGAGCCACAUCAUACCUACCACAGCAGAUGCCGGCCUACACUCAGACACUCCACCCACGCAUCACCGGACUGGGAGAACUGCAGCUCACAUCACAGCACAAGGGGAGCCUCUACAAGGCAUUGGAUGAACCACACAGCACUGGGACUCAUUGCCUAGCAAAGGACUUCUUUUAUUUUUAUUUCUAUUUAUUUUUUCACUAA
Pelobates cultripes (western spadefoot toad) is the source of this 525-nucleotide messenger RNA. Lineage: Eukaryota; Metazoa; Chordata; Amphibia; Anura; Pelobatidae. The record is from the annotation of a GenBank genome assembly.